Messenger RNA from Tauraco erythrolophus (red-crested turaco), 1350 nucleotides. Lineage: Eukaryota; Metazoa; Chordata; Aves; Musophagiformes; Musophagidae. The record is from RefSeq and is a predicted model, not a curated record.
AUGCUGCUCCAGCGGGUCCUCAGGUGUCCCCAGCUGGGAAUCCCCAGGGAACCCCUGCUUGGGGAGCCAGAGAAGCUCUGGGCCAGUGGGACGGGGUUUGUAACUGGUUCCACUCCCCAUCUGUGGUGCCUCGUGCCCGGGUGUCUCGGGAACCAGCUGGAAGCGAAGCUGGACAAGCCAGACGUGGUGAACUGGAUGUGCUACCGCAAAACGGAGGAUUAUUUCACCAUCUGGCUCAACCUCAACACCUUCCUGCCCGUGGGAGUCGACUGCUGGAUCGACAACACCAGGGUGGUGUACAACCGAACCUCUCGGAAAAUGUCCAACGCCCCAGGGGUGCACAUCCGUGUGCCUGGCUUCGGCAAGACCUAUUCCGUGGAAUACCUGGAUCAGAGCAAGCUGGCAGGUUACCUGCACACCCUGGUGCAGAACCUGGUGAACAACGGCUACGUGAGGGACCAGACGGUUCGGGCAGCCCCCUACGACUGGAGGGUUGGGCCCCAGGAACAGCCCGAAUAUUUUGAGAACCUGAAGGCACUGAUCGAGGAGAUGCAUGACGAGUACCAGCGACGCGUCUUCCUCAUCGCGCACAGCAUGGGCAACCUCAACGUCCUCUACUUCUUGCUACAGCAGACACAAGCCUGGAAGGAUCAGUACAUUGAGGGCUUCAUCUCCCUGGGUGCCCCUUGGGGAGGGUCCGUCAAGCCCUUGCGUGUCCUGGCGUCCGGUGACAAUCAGGGCAUUCCACUCAUGUCCAACAUCAAGCUGCGUGAAGAGCAGCGCAUGACCACCACCAGCCCCUGGAUGUUCCCAACGAGCCUGGCCUGGCCCGAGACCCACGUUUUCAUUUCCACGCCUUCCUACAACUACACCUACCGGGACUACCAACGCUUCUUCACCGACGUCAACUUGGAGGACGGCUGGUACAUGUGGGAGGACAUGAAGGACUUGCUGAAGGACUUACCUCCUCCUGGGGUGGACACCUAUUGCCUCUAUGGCACAGGCUACCCCACCGUGGAGACGUACAUAUACGACGAGCAUUUCCCUUACGAGGACCCCGUGGACAUGAUUUACGGCGACGGGGACGACACCGUCAACACCCGCAGUUCGGAGCUGUGCAAGCGAUGGCGCAACCAGCAAAAGCAGAAGGUGCACGUCGAGGAGCUGAGAGGCGUUGACCACCUUAACAUGGUCUUCAGCAACCUGACGCUCAGCUCCAUCAACGAAAUCCUGCUGGGGAGCCCACGGGAGCACGGGGAGCCGGAGCAGCUGAGAUCCAACCCAGAGGCAGGGAAGGGAGGGAAGAUCCUACCUGGAUGGAAGGUCCUUAAGGAGCCCAAGAAGAACUGA